Molecule: messenger RNA, 2641 nt
Organism: Puccinia graminis f. sp. tritici CRL 75-36-700-3
Lineage: Eukaryota; Fungi; Basidiomycota; Pucciniomycetes; Pucciniales; Pucciniaceae
Exons: 2
Coding region: 218-2446 (742 amino acids)
Biological process (GO): microtubule nucleation; cytoplasmic microtubule organization; mitotic cell cycle
Cellular component (GO): gamma-tubulin small complex; centrosome; equatorial microtubule organizing center
Molecular function (GO): microtubule minus-end binding; gamma-tubulin binding
Source: RefSeq, a predicted model, not a curated record
UAAGUUUUUGCUGGUAGAUUCACCCACUGCUACAGGGGGUUUCCUAGGUCCUGCCAAUGGUAUGACUGAGCAGAUUGAUGUCUCUGAUGGGAUCAUGCAGAAAAAUCGAGGACGGCCUGGUGCGAUAACUAACAUCUGAUAAUUCCAAGGAAAACAGAAAUGGCCCGCUUCUGAUGAUGGCCGGGGGAGAAAACUCUGCUCAAUCUCACUCUUAACGAUGGACGGAGUGAUCCAGGAGUCACUGCUCAUCCUGGCUGGACAUGGUCAUGAGGACAACUUAGUAGCAGAACAGCACAACUCACCACUCAGACUCAUCAACAACAUCGCAACCAACUACAAACUCAUCAAACAACACACCCAACAGACUAGCAACAACAACAACCAAAACAUCAACGCACUCAACUCAACCAUCAACAACCAACUACUCAAACACUACCAACAGACACUCAUCGACCUAGAACUCAAACUACUCACUCACCAUCCAAGCCUAGUCCCAGCCAACCAGCACAACCAACCAGCACCACCACUCUCAACCAUCACUGCCCAACUAAACCACUACCAACCCAUCCUACUCAAACUCAACCAACUCAUCAACCAACUACCAUCAACAACAACAACCACUACUCAACUCAUCCAACUCAUCCACAACCAUCAAACAUCAACCGGAUCACCACCACUAGCACUCAUCCUCAACAACCUCCAACUAGCAAUCGAACAACUAUGGAUCAACCAAUUCAGAUCAUUCAUCAUCCACCAAUCAAAACAAGAACUAUUUCACCUCAACAACAACCAAUUCUCAUUCAACAAAAUCAACCUACCCAUCCUACCAUCCCUAGAACCCAGGCACGAACUGCUUCACACCAUCAAUCAGAUCUGCCAUGCCAUCUCCAUCCUCAACAACCUAUCCACCAGACUCCCAAAAGAACUCCAACAACAACUCACCAACGCACUCCAAUCAAUCCACUCCAUCUCCAACCCACACUUCAGAAUCGCACUCAAAAACAUACAAGAAAUCCUAUCCAACUAUCUAUUUUCAAACUAUCUAACCAGAGAGAUCCUCUCAACCACACUCAAGACGAUCACCGACAUCUUCUUCCUCCGCAACACCACCUUCAGGGAAACCCUAGUCGAAGGACUCGUCCGUUUGAAAGCCAACCAAACAACAACAAGCGAACGAGGAGGGGGAAGAGGAAGACGCAGGAUGAACGGACGGGAGUUGGACGUCUUGUUGUUGAAGGCCGGGAUCAGCACCGAGUUGGGCGAAGACCCCGGCGGACGACCGAUCGAUAUCCAAGGCUUCUCCUUCCAACUCCUCCAAGAAUCAUCAUCAGAAAACCAAGAUCAAGAUGAGGAAAAAAUUCAGAACAAGAACGCCGAUCCCAGCUUCAGUCGCUCCAUCCUCUCAUCCUCUCAGCCAGUCUCACUCACCUACAGCCCCAAGCCGGGUCUGUCCCUCUUCCUGACCAAGCCGAUCUGCCAGACCUACGCCGACAUCCAUCGUUGUCUGUUCGCCUUCCUGAUCGGCCAACAGACCUACAAGGAGGCCUGGCGCGAGCUCUCGCAGAAGGAACGGCUCCGGAGCCGGCUCGAUGGUCGACUGCUCACCACCACCACCACCACUCUCAAGGCCACGGGUGGUGAUCCUGAGACGGUCAGGGCACUGCUCAGAGUCGGCUUCGAAGGACUCAGAAGGAUCGGCUGGUUCUUGGACACCAUGCUCGAUUACUUCUUCGCCCAAGUCAUCGAGCCCUCCAUCGAGAGCUUCUCGGCCGCCAUCGAGGCCCACUACCAAAGCCUCUCCUCCUCAUCGGCUCCCCAUCCUUCAACCGCGGAGCCGGGUCUGAACACCAACAGAAGCUCGACCAGUGCCGAUUUCUUCGCCAUCCAUGCCCACUUCCUCGCUCGGAUCCAGACCGGGCUCUUAGCCCUCGAACCGCAAAACCAUAACAACAAUAAGGAUCGGGGUGGUGGGAGAUGGAUGAUGGUGGACUUGUUGGACUGUUGUUUCGAGUUCUUGGCCCUCCUUCAGGCCUGGUCCUUCGAACUCAUCCCCUCCCUUCUCAGCGACCUUUCCUCUUCUUCUCAUCAAGUCGACGACCACCAAUCGCAAGUCUUGCGCGAUCGCAGAGCUCACUUAACCGGGAUCCUCGAGCGCUUCACCAGCUUACUCAAUCGCUUCGUCCUCGAAUUACGUCGCGACCAUCAUCACCUGUCUUCCCAUCAUUUGUCUUCUUCUCGUAGCCAUGAUCAGCAGCAACAGCAGCAGGAGGAGGAGGACUUGGAUAGCCCGGGUAUCGCCCUCUUCGAGCCCGGCCCAAUGAUGCUCUCCGAUCUCAAGGCUGCAGGCUUCAGACGCGCCUGUCUGGACGCCCUCGGCUUGAAAUUCGACUUCAAUCUCGCCUUCGACUCGGCCCUCCCUUUUGCUCCUCCUCCGUCCAAUCAAUAAUCGGCUGCUUCUUCUUCGUCGCUCUUUUGUUGGCUGGGCUGGAAGGCGUUGAAUCUGCGGGGUUUUUCAUUUUUUUUUUUUUACUCGUUACUUGAAAAACCACUCAUUUCUUUUAUAUAUAUGGUUAGGCGUAUUUAUAUGUUGUUGAAGGUUGGUCUCAUCUUUCGAUGAUCAACCCCCCCCCCCCCCCUCCCC